AUGGACAUGAUUCGCUUUCUGCUAUACGAAUGCGCAAUUGGACAUAACCAACUGAAUUCCACAUUGAGAAGCUGUAAAGGAAGUGCUACUUUUCGACUACCUUUUAUAUGGCAAAUUAUAAGCACAGUGGAAAGAAAAAAAAAGAAUCUGUAUGAACAUAUGAGAAAAGAUUUUUUGCAAAUUUCCCUCGUGAAGAAUGGAUACCAGCUAAGUGUCCAUGUCAAAAAUAAAAUAAACCCGAUAAAUUUUUUCGGGAGCAUUUUCUCUGACGAUCAUGAUGGUAGCUUGGGCAAUGGCGACAGUAGGCAGGGUGUCGGAGGUGCUACUUUAAACGGUAAGGUAGAAACGUUGAGGAAGCAAAUUCGCCUGUACAAGGAAGCCAACAAAAUUGACCUACUAAAGAAAAACGAAUCUAAAAAAAGUAUUCUGUCGGAAGCCUUCAACGCCCCAGAGGAAAAUAUUUUGCACCUAGUUCUGAGUCACACCAUGUCGAGUGUGCUAGACGAGCAGGAUGGGCGCGCGGUGAAUGGCAUGUGCAGGGGCGUAGCCAAACGUGGGGACAGCAUACACAAUAGCCACAAGGACACAGCUUUCACGAAAAACCUAGAGGACGCAAAAAUAAUUCAGGAGUGCACCCAGCAGUUGCUCAUUAACGAAAAGGCAAAAGUAAAAAACAGGGAAAGCGAAAAAGAGGCUAUUAUACGGAUAAGAGAAAUUGGGCUAAACUAUUUUGGGAAUUCAUUUGAGGAUAGAAAAACAUCAGGAGAAGAGGUCCAUUCUCAUAAUGACAUCACCGGGAUUAACAUUUUGGAGUGCUGCCUCAUGAUAAGCAAAUGGUUCUCCGACUUGUGCCUCCAGAAUAGAACCCUCUUUAGCAACAAAAUGGAAUUAGAACUCGUCAUUAUUGAUGUCAACACAUUCACUCUAAAUAACAUUUCGCAUAAUGUCCUAUUAAACGAAGAACUCAUUGGCCACCUAGAUUCAGCAUGGAGGAGUAAAGUAAAAAUAUACAACAUCGAUUGGACCAAUGAAAAUACGAAACCACGUGAAAAUGAGAAAAUUGUCACAUAUUACUACAUUAUUGGGAAUGACUUAAUAUACGAUAAAAAAAUAUUACCGUCACUUAUUCAUUUAAUUAACAUAACUUUAAAAACAAAUGGCAUUUAUCUCUACGUGUGUAGAAAGAACAGGGAUGGGUCACAUGAAUUUUUUGAUCAACUGAAAAACGAAAGUUGCGACAUACAGCUGUUCACCCCCCGAGUCACUACUUUAUCAGCUCCUUCAUCGACUUAA
Messenger RNA from Plasmodium cynomolgi strain B, 1293 nucleotides. RefSeq lists its product as hypothetical. NCBI's taxonomy places the organism in Eukaryota, Apicomplexa, Aconoidasida, Haemosporida, Plasmodiidae. The coding region runs from base 1 to 1293 and encodes 430 amino acids. The record is from RefSeq and is a predicted model, not a curated record. The transcript is spliced from 3 exons.